CACUGAUAAAAAUGAAUCACUAAUCAGAGAUCAGACCAAGAAAGUAGUUUAUCUAUUCUGAUAAGAACUUAUUUAUACAGUAUUCUAUGUCUUCAUUGAUCAUCAUUAACCCGCAGCUUAUGACCUUCAAAAGGUAUCGGCAGUUUCGUUGUUUGUGCACACCAUCUUGGUUCGUUUAGUAUUCCCAUGUUUCCUAGAUGCUCUCCCUGCAAGGAAAGUCAGAUUUUCCUGAUACUGCCAACAUUGUUUUGAGCGUACAGUCAUGAUCCAAUUGUUGAAGGUACGUCUGUCGUACCUCUGCCUGGCGCUCUCCUCAUGGGGACUUCGAAUAGAAGUGUAGGAACGUCACCAUUUUUUUUCACAGUUAUCAGAGGCAUGCGCACAGCCCGUCAUAUGCUGUAUUUGCGCACAGCCCAUCUGUUCGUUCAUUGCGUGAUCAAAGUUGAUAGACAAAGAAGAUAAGGAACCAUAGAAAUUACAUAUGCUGUAUUUUAAUUUCCCUCCCUUAAGCCCUACGUAACUGAGUCAUAUUUGUGGUCAAUCAGUUGUCAACCACUUGUUAUCUCUGUUAAGAAAGAUGUUUCUCUUCGCAGUUUGCCGACCUCAGUUCAUCUUAAAAUAACUUCAGGCAUUUUAUUGCGUGACAAGGAACAUUCCAUUACGUGAUAUGAUACAUUCCGUUCCGUGAUUUGUGGAGUACUUUCCCUAUCUUCAGUAGCAGGCAAAAUUAUUGGUCCUUUUGACAUUCUAGUAUCACUUCGUUAUAGGAGAAAGUUGACCACAUAUUGUAAUUUCAAGUGUUUGGUACUGUAAGUCAAGGAUACAAUUUUAAAAUGUUGGUACUAUGCGGUUUCCUUGUUUGAUCAAGUUACAGGUGAAAGGUGAGUUUGAUUGAUUCGUAGGUGAAGGAAUUGCUGACAGUCUUGCCACCCAGUAUGAUGACCAGCGCCGUCAACAUAAACCACCUCGAGUCCUCCCUACAAGUCUUGCUACAUUGUCGUAGCAUUCCUAUGGGGAAAUUGUAGUAAAUCCCUAAAUGGAACAUCGGAGCACGUGUGGAUUAUCUUCGCGUAGUCUGCUCAGGAUCCUGUUGACCGUGUUAUCAUACCUACGGCCAAUAUACAUGACACAGAUUUAGCUGAGAAAGACUCGUUGACAAUCAAUCUUGAAAAUCCAUCAAAAACCAAAUCCACUCAAGCAAUUGACGUCUCAAUACUCGCGAUUAGUCACCAUCGCUAAAAUCAGCGAGUAUUUUUCACGGUUGUGAGGUUGUACUUGGUUGAAGCACGAGCAAGCAGAUGCCAAACACUGCAUUCCUGGUUGGAGGAUAGAUGAUUCGAGAAUAAUGGGCCACGUUAAUCGAAUUCCUACAGCAUUUCGUCGUUUUAAAUGUGCCUUCAAUUUAGUGAUGUUAUGCUGGCAGCUGCAUUUCUAUGCAGCCAAUACUGUUUUAAUAACGACAAAGUAUGGGACUUUAAGAGGUCUUAAAGUCCCCUUCUCAAGCAAUUCAGGACCAAUCAAGUCAAUUAAUACAUUUCUUGGUAUUCCAUUUGCUUCUCCACCGGUUGGAGACCUAAGAUUGAAGCCCCCAGUCGAUCCUGUCUCUUGGGAGCCUAAUAUCUACGAUGCUACUCAUUUUAGGAAUGUUUGCAUGCAAGAACCCAGUCAACUUCUAACUGAAUACAGAAAAGUGUGGCGGUCCUUUGAUCCCAAAAGAAAUAUUGCUGAGGACUGUCUUUACUUGAAUGUAUUUUCACCAGACUCGAGGGCUUCGUACUCUGUCAUGGUGUACAUCCAUGGUGGUGGAUUUAUGCUGGGAUCCUCUAUACUUUCGCCAGGCUUUCAACUAGCCCUCAAGGGUGUUGUUGUCGUUACCAUACAGUAUCGCUUAGGUCCAUUUGGUUUUAUGUCCUCGGGUGAUAGUGAAGCCCCUGGCAACAUUGGAUUACUGGAUCAAGUUCAAGCAUUAAGAUGGGUGAGGGAAAAUAUUGAAGAUUUUUAUGGCAAUCCUCAUGAGGUUACUCUGUUUGGUCUAAGCGCUGGCGCUGUUUCUGUUAGUCUCCAUCUACUAUCACCUGUUUCGCUAAGCUUUUUCCAUCGAGCGGCCUGUGAAAGUGGUGUUGAUCUAGCCCCAUGGGCUGUCCAAAACACUGAAAAGAUAGUUAAUCACACAAGAGCCGCUGCUGAACGACUUGGCUGUCAUCAAGAGGAAAGUCAGAGUCUUUUGGACUGUUUACGUAACGUCCAUGACCCAUGGGAAUUUUUGAACGCAAGUUUAGAUGCCACCAAAAGUAACGGCUUGGAAAAAUCCUACUUUGGGCCGAUAGUCGACGGAAACUUCCUGGCCGACAAACCUUCUGUUCUAAGAAAAAAGGGCCUUUUUGGUAGAAUACCGCUGAUUGCAGGAAUCACAAGUGACGAGUAUUCGCUGUUCUUGAGAGACGAAAUUAAAAACCUCUUUAAUAUCUCAAACUUAUCGCGUGGGAUAGACAAAAAUAUUUUCAUAAGCUACUGUCAAAAGUUUGCUCACGCCCUACAGGCAAACACAAGAUAUCGCGCGCUCUUGUACGACGCUUUACUCUUCGAGUAUUCCUCCUGGCAGGCUCAAAGCAAUCAAUCAUUUUUGCAGUAUCUUAUUGAUCUUACUUCAGAUUACUAUUUAUGGGCUCCAACAAACGCCGCUCUUGUAGCUCAUAGUGAGUAUGCGCCAGCCUACAUGUUCGUCUUCAAUCAUCGUUCAAGUCUCGGCCACACCCCUUUGUGGGCGGGUGUCCCACAUGGAUCUACAUUUAGCUAUGUCCUGGGUAUAGCCAUGAAAAAUACGUCACCAAAGCACCGAUUGGUCUAUGAUGUCACUGAUUAUGACGUCAGUAAUGCAAUGGUAACCAUGUGGACGAACUUUGCCAAAGAUAGCAAUCCUACUCCAAGCAAAGUAUCUGGAGUGACGUGGGAGCCAUUCACCAAAGCAAAUCAAGUGUAUAUGAAAUUAGACGGCAAGCCGGUGGCCAAGAUGGCCAAAAAUUAUCAAGCACCAAGAGCCGCUUUCUGGAAUUAUUAUUACCAUAAAUUAAUGAAGGGAAGCCCAAAGUGCUCCUCUGCGCAUGCUACCCCUCCGUCAAAUGAGGUUCCAUUAUUUAAGGGUUCAGUAACCACAUGGUACUUAGUUGUCAUGACAAUUUUUUUGUUGGAAUACUAUUUUGAACUUCAAUUUAUCUAUUAGAGUAUAUUGAUCAAUGUAAUGGGUCAGAAAAGCCUUAGAGGACAAUGAAAAGAGCAAUGCUAUCGCUGACCGCUGAGCAGUAAUCCGUUAGCACGGUACGAAAGCACACAUCGAUUGUAAUUUAUGACUAUAGCAUAUUAAACAGGAUAUUUGUCUGAUGGUGUUGACCACCCCCACUACUACUAAAAUACCAUUGUCUUACUAUUCUCCAGAGGGCAUAAAAUUUAUUGGAAGAAAAUUUAUCAAGCAUUUCAGAAAAGAUUUGUUCCCAGUACCCUCUCGGCUUUCCAUUUGGUGUGUCUAGAAAGCGAAAGGAUACUGGGAACAAGGGCGAGGUCUGAUAUUGUUCGUCAUACUAGAUUUAAGUCCUAUAAAGAUUUUGAUGUUCACCAAUAAAAGAUUGAUUAAGGGCA
Molecule: messenger RNA, 3633 nt
Organism: Actinia tenebrosa (Australian red waratah sea anemone)
Lineage: Eukaryota; Metazoa; Cnidaria; Anthozoa; Actiniaria; Actiniidae
Product: cholinesterase
Source: RefSeq, a predicted model, not a curated record